Molecule: messenger RNA, 3735 nt
Organism: Oncorhynchus gorbuscha (pink salmon)
Lineage: Eukaryota; Metazoa; Chordata; Actinopteri; Salmoniformes; Salmonidae
Product: copine-5-like
Exons: 21
Coding region: 321-2027 (568 amino acids)
Biological process (GO): cellular response to calcium ion
Cellular component (GO): plasma membrane
Molecular function (GO): calcium-dependent phospholipid binding
Source: RefSeq, a predicted model, not a curated record
AGUAGUAGUGUAGUGUAGAAACCGCGUUCUCUCUCUUCAGUCUCCGGUCCGCUCAGUCUGCUCAUCAGCCGAUGGAGUAGAGCUCCUCUUGACACGCAGAGAGCAGGUCACCAGGUUACUCCCCUAUGAUGCGCUGCCUGCUGUUACCGUGAGCGUUGCGGUAUCAGCUGUAGCUAGCGUGGCAGAACGUGUUCUCGCGACCCACCGGGAGUUUGGAAACGACACAAUCACCACCCAACACGCGUUCGACCGGGGCCAGGCUGUGCGAGUCACGGAUCGCUCCCGAGCCGCCCCGCGCGCUCGCCCUCGCGCUUGCCCCUAUGGAGGGGGACGUGAUGGACAAGCUGGAGGACAUGGCCUCGGUGUACGAGUUCGACCCGAUCACCGGGAACAUCCCCGCCACUAAAGUAGAGAUCACCGUCUCCUGCAGGAAUCUUCUAGAUAAAGACACAUUCUCCAAAUCUGACCCAUUGUGUGUGCUCUAUACCCAAGGAGUGGAGACCAAGCAGUGGAGAGAGUUUGGUAGAACAGAGGUGAUUGACAACACUCUAAACCCAGACUUUGUCAGGAAGUACAUCCUGGACUAUUUCUUUGAGGAGAAGCAGAAUCUACGCUUUGACUUGUAUGACGUGGACUCUAAAAGCCCAGACCUCUCCAAACACGACUUCUUGGGUCAGGUGUUCUGUACUCUGGGGGAGAUCGUGGGGUCACCUGCCAGUCGACUGGAGAAACCACUGGGCGGUAUAGCUGGGAAGAAAUGUGGCACCAUCAUUCUGUCUGUAGAGGAGCUGGGUAACUGCAGAGACAGCGCGACAAUGCAGUUCUGUGCCAACAAACUGGACAAGAAGGACUUCUUUGGCAAGUCAGAUCCAUUCAUAGUGUUCUACAGGAGUAACGAGGAUGGAACGUUUACUAUCUGCCAUAAAACUGAGGUUGUGAAGAACACGUUGAACCCAGUGUGGCAGUCAUUCACCAUUCCAGUCAGAGCGCUCUGCAAUGGGGACUUUGACAGGACGAUCAAGGUGGAGGUGUACGACUGGGACCGCGAUGGCAGCCAUGACUUCAUAGGGGAGUUCACCACUAGUUACCGGGAACUAGCUCGAGGCCAGAGCCAGUUCAACGUCUAUGAGGUGGUGAAUAUCAAAAAGAAACUGAAGAAAAAGAAAUAUGUGAAUUCAGGAACGGUGACACUCCUCUCCUUCUCUGUGGAAUCAGAGUGCACAUUCCUGGACUUCAUCAAGGGAGGGACCCAAAUAAAUUUCACUGUGGCCAUUGAUUUCACCGCGUCUAAUGGUAACCCAUCCCAGUCCACCUCUCUCCACUACAUGAACCCGUACCAGAUGAAUGCCUACGCCAUGGCCCUGAAGGCUGUAGGGGAGAUCAUCCAGGACUAUGACAGUGAUAAGAUGUUCCCUGCUCUGGGGUUCGGAGCCAAGCUGCCCCCUGAUGGACAGGUCUCACACGAGUUCCCUCUGAACGGUAACAUAGAGAACCCUUACUGUAAUGGUAUAGACGGCAUCCUGGAGGCCUACCACGAGAGUCUGAAGACUGUUCAGCUCUACGGACCAACCAACUUCGCCCCUGUAGUCAACCAUGUGGCCAGGUAUGCUGCAGCAGUUCAGGACGGGUCCCAGUACUUCAUCCUCCUCAUCAUUACAGAUGGAGUCAUAUCAGACAUGGCUCAGACCAAGGAGGCCAUCGUCAAUGGGGCUAAACUGCCCAUGUCCAUCAUCAUCGUUGGAGUGGGACAGGCUGAGUUUGACGCCAUGGUGGAGUUGGAUGGUGAUGACAUCAGAAUCUCUUCCAGAGGGAAGCUGGCAGAGAGAGACAUUGUCCAGUUUGUCCCAUUCAGAGACUACAUGGAUCGUACAGGGAACCAUGUCCUCAGUAUGGCCCGGCUGGCCAAGGAUGUCCUGGCUGAGAUCCCUGAUCAGUUCAUCUCUUAUAUGAAGAGUCGGGGCAUCAAACCCAACCCUGCACCGCCCCCCUACACACCCUCUGGACACACACACCACACACAGAUCUGACCACCUCACAUACACACCUUUACACUGAGUACUGAUGAGAGAGACACCAUCAAAGAUUUGCAACCCCUAGGAAUCAUAGGAGGGGAACUCUCUGUCUACUUCCUGAUUGGAACAUCGAGACAGGACGUGAUGUAAGAGGAAGCUAUUAAAGCUACAGGUGUUUGUGUCAGAACUCUCCCGGACAGGUAACUCUCUGGACUGGGGAAGACAACAGUGUUUCUGUUCAUUGUGGUUCUAUCUAUUCUGCUUGUCUCUCUGGAGGAGAAGAGAGACCACCAUGGAGAGAUUAUAUGUAGCUGUGCCAUACAAGGACUAUUGGUGAUCAAUGACUUGUCUUUUUAUCAACAUACAUGGGCCUGUGACUGUUUUCUCUUGUAUUGUUAAAGAGCAGGUGUGAUCGAGGGGUCAUGUUGUGGUUGAAACUUGUGCCUGUCUGUAGAGGGGUCAUCUAACCGACCAAGUGGAACCCUCGUGUGAACACUGACAUCUCACCUUCCACCUUUGAUCUUGCAUGUGAUUGGUGUAUUGGAGCGCGUGUGUUAAGCUGGUGAUGUUUUUAGAAACCUUUCCAUCAGUUUACUAGUUUGUUUUGGCCCUCAGACAUGUCUAUAUAUUGAUUUGUAGCUUCAUCCUUCUAGUUUGUUUUGGCCCUCAGACAUGUCUAUAUAUUGAUUUGUAGCUUCAUCCUUCUAGUUUGUUUUGGCCCUCAGACAUGUCUAUAUAUUGAUUUGUAGCUUCAUCCUUCUAGUUUGUUUUGGCCCUCAGACAUGUCUAUAUAUUGAUUUGUAGCUUCAUCCUUCUAGUUUGUUUUGGCCCUCAGACAUGUCUAUAUAUUGAUUUGUAGCUUCAUCCUUCUAGUUUGUUUUGGCCCUCAGACAUGUCUAUAUAUUGAUUUGUAGCUUCAUCCUUCUAGUUUGUUUUGGCCCUCAGACAUGUCUAUAUAUUGAUUUGUAGCUUCAUCAUUCAAGGUGAAAAAAAGAAAAGUAUUUGUAAUUUUUUGUUUCAUUGGUUCACUAAGUUUUUCUUACUCCCAUAAGUUAUUGAUUCUUCUCUUGCUUUACAUUUCAAAGCAUGUUUGUGUAGGAUGGAAUUUGCCUGUAUGCCUGUAUUUAUAAUGUAUCAAAGUGGCAUGGAUAUAUAAGGAUAUAUAAUGAAUUUGUAUUUGUUUAGUUAUUUUAUCAUUUCUAGGUACCUUCCCAGUUUAGAUUUCUCUACAACACACAGUUAGUUAGACAGUUAGCAAUACGAUUAAGCACAAGGGCGAGAUACUUCAACCACCACAGCAAUUGGUAGAACCUGUCUGUGACAUCAUCAUAACUGUGACAUACAUAACCACACCUAUAACAUACAUCAUCAUAAGUAUUGGUUUUGACAGUUGACCAGGUCAUAUUUGGGAUCAGUCAAAGAUAUUUAAAAUAUACAAAUUAUUACGCAAUUCAAAAGCACAAAAAAAAAAAAAUCUAAUACUCUUUCAACUAUUCCAUUUUUUUUCUCUCUUUUCAUCUCUCUCUUUCCAUAGAGAAUGGAUUUUUGUUUAUUGACAUUAAACCUCUCCGGAUAAAUGUAUCCACUUGAAGAAUAUUUUAUUCUAUGAAUGAAUAUUUUAUUCUAUGAAUCCUUUUCAUGAUCAACAAUAACUCGCCCACCAGUCCUUUAUCUCUCUCUCUCUCUCUCUCUCUCUCUCUCUCUCUCUCUCUCUCUCUCUCUC